This is a messenger RNA of Oryza brachyantha (malo sina), 2036 nucleotides long. RefSeq names its product dihydropyrimidinase. Gene Ontology annotation, biological process: pyrimidine nucleobase catabolic process. Gene Ontology annotation, molecular function: dihydropyrimidinase activity. Gene Ontology annotation, cellular component: cytosol; cytoplasm. The record is from RefSeq and is a predicted model, not a curated record. NCBI's taxonomy places the organism in Eukaryota, Viridiplantae, Streptophyta, Magnoliopsida, Poales, Poaceae. The coding region runs from base 1 to 1608 and encodes 535 amino acids. The transcript is spliced from 13 exons.
AUGGCGAUGCGCUGCCGCGUCCUGCUGCUGCUGCUGCUGAUCGUGCUCGGUGCCGUCGCCGGCGCGUCGUCGCACCCGGCAAACGAGUUCUGCGCGGCCGCCGGAGGAGGAGGCGAUGGAUGCGGCGGCGGGGGAGGGGACGGCAGGAGGAUCCUGAUCAAGGGCGGGACGGUGGUGAACGCGCACCGGGUGGAGGAGGCCGACGUGUACGUCGAGGACGGCGUGAUCGUCGCCGUCCGGCCGAGCAUCCCGGUUGGUGAUGAUAAUGUCAAAGUGAUUGAUGCAACUGGAAAAUAUGUCAUGCCAGGUGGAAUUGACCCUCACACACACCUGGAGAUGGAGUUCAUGGGAACUGUAACCAUAGAUGAUUUCUUUAGUGGUCAUGCUGCAGCAUUGGCUGGUGGGACAACGAUGCACAUUGACUUCGUCAUUCCAGUGAAUGGAAACCUAACCGCAGGUUUGGAAUCCUACAAACAGAAGGCAGGAAAAUCUGCUAUGGAUUAUGGAUUUCAUAUGGCCAUUACAAAGUGGAAUGACGAUGUUUCAAGGGAAAUGGAAUCGAUGGUUAGGGAACACGGGAUCAAUUCUUUCAAGUUCUUCAUGGCGUAUAAAGGUUCAUUGAUGGUCACAGAUGAUCUACUACUGCAAGGCUUACAGAAAUGCAAGUCUCUUGGUGCGUUGGCUAUGGUUCAUGCAGAGAAUGGGGACGCUGUUGCUGAGGGACAGCAACGGAUGAUCGAUCUUGGGAUAACUGGUCCAGAAGGACAUGCUCUCUCAAGACCUCCAGUUUUGGAAGGUGAAGCAACUGCCCGGGCAAUUCGAUUAGCCAAGUUUGUCAAUACACCAUUGUACGUUGUUCAUGUGAUGAGUAUUGAUGCAAUGGAUGAGAUUGCCAAGGCUAAAAGAGAAGGGCAGAGAGUCAUCGGUGAACCUGUGGUUUCUGGGCUAGUACUUGAUGAUUCUUGGCUUUGGGAUCCGGACUUCACAAUUGCUUCCAAGUACGUAAUGAGUCCUCCAAUCCGAGAAGCAGGGCAUAAUAAAGCACUUCAAGCUGCUCUUUCAUCAGGAAUUUUACAGCUUGUAGGAACUGAUCAUUGCACCUUCAACUCCACACAGAAAGCUUUCGGCUCUGACGAUUUCAGGAAGAUCCCCAAUGGAGUUAAUGGUAUUGAGGAAAGGAUGCAUAUUAUUUGGGACAGUAUGGUGGAGACUGGGCAGAUUUCUGUCAGUGACUAUGUGAGAGUGACGAGCACAGAAUGUGCCAAGAUUUUCAACAUAUAUCCUCGGAAAGGAGCAAUUCUGGAAGGAUCUGAUGCUGAUAUCAUCAUCCUGAAUCCCCAAAAGAGCUUUGUCAUGGGUGCCCACACACACCAUUCAAGGUCCAACACAAAUGUGUACGAGGGCAGGAAAGGAAAGGGAAUGGUAGAAGUCACCAUCUCAAGGGGACGAGUUGUAUGGGAGGAUGGCAUUCUGAACGUUGUUCCCGGUUCAGGAAGAUACGUCAGGACACCGCCUUACAGCUACCUUUUUGAUGGCAUUGAGAAGUCGGAUGCUGCCUACAGAGCUUCCCUUCGUGCCCCUGUACAGCGUGGCAAGGCUGCUGCGUAACGAUGAUGCACUAUGCUGAUGCGUUGCCGGAAGGUAACACAAUUCCAUCCGGUUGACGAACUACCGAACUAGUUUCUUCAAGGUGAACGACGUCUACUCCAUGCGUAACCUCCUUGUGUUUGUGUAUACAGAUCGCGUUAUUCGUAGCAAUUCUGAUAGGUAUUAAUGUAAAAUUACCUGAUACAAAGAACUUGUUUUUUUAGUUUUCCCUUUUGACAAACCAUAGGAAGCAGUUAAACACAUUUCUGAACCAAAGAUUUACAGGGUUGUUUCGACUUUUUUUUGACGUGAUUGAAAUCAUAUUUUUACAGCAGAAAAUAAGUGUAGCUUCUCAAUCGGUGUAGGGAAUGUAAAGCGUUAUCUUUCUUCUGAAAUGGUGAGAUAUAAGUUCUGGAUGUGCUCAUAAUAAAUUUUGGUAUGGCUCAAAA